AUGGAUAAAGAUGAUGAGACGCAAGACGUUAAACAUGGUGAAUACAAUAUAAUGAAGGAAGAAGAUGUCGCUCAAGAUACUCAUUUGGAUGCUUGCUGCAUCUGCCAGGACUUAGUGGACGUUUGGAAGCAAGGAUUCUUAUCCAAUUGUGACCAUUGUUUUCACUAUGACUGUAUUGUAACCUGGUCGAAAGUCACUAACCUCUGUCCUUUAUGCAAGACCAAGUUUAAUGCUGUCACUCGACAGGACGCUCAAGGUGUUGAAGUGCAUCGAACAGUCAUUAAGGACACUAAUCAAGUGUAUCGACCCGACCCAUUGGAUCAUGACAUUGCUGCACAAUUGCAGCUUGUUAACGAAAUACGAUGUGAAUUUUGUGGCUCUGGAGACGACGAGCACGUGCUGCUACUAUGCGAAGCACUGGGCUGUGGAGUCGCCAAUCAUACUUACUGUAUUGGCUUACGCACAGUCCCAAACACGUCGUGGUAUUGCUCAAGACAUGCAACAACCCAGCAAAGAGCUAGUGAUGCUAUUGAACGACCAGCGACGACGGUGACUACUCGCCGUCGGACGCGAAGACUAGCGACUUUGAUGUCGAAUGUACUUCGUGGACGUGGCGGAUCAACAGCAACGAGGUCUCAUCGACAAGGAACUCCUGGUUUUGUUGCAGUGGAAGAAGUGGAAGACCGAAGACCGAUGCGAGGGGUUGCUGCAUCCUAUGCGUUGAGGAUGUCAAGAGAAUUGAUGCGGGUGCAACAACGAGCUGAUGCUAUGUUCGCACGCGGAGAUUUGACACAUCCCUCGUUGUAUGGACAAGGAGAGAGUUCUUCGUUGAGCAAUACUCGAUAUGGAACACGAUCGACUGUAGCUGCAUCGGGGCCCUCAUCGAUUGAUCAGAUGUGGGACGACCAAAACCGAAGUAGACAAGAACUCGCGGCAGCAGCAAUCGCAGCGCAUGAUCAUGGCUUUAUCGAUGAUACUAUCAGCAACACGCGACCAGAUCAGCGUAUGAACAGAGUAUCCAAUACAUUUGCUCCGGAAUACUGUGCGCUUGCAAAGCUGAUGCACGAUGCUGUAAGUAGUGAUAAUUACGCAUCAUCCGUGGCAUUGUUGAUACCUAAGACGGCCAAGCUGAGGUUAGUAUCACGUGUUAAAACGUUUUUUGGCCGGCUCAACCAAAAGGAAAAGGCUGCUGCAGUUGAAUUGGGUAGCCUGUCAGUCCUGCAUCAUUGGAUUCAGCAGGAUGGCGGCAAUACCGCAUCGUCCCCCAAUCUACAGGUACUUGAUGCCGUGCUAGCCAUCUUGGAGACGCUGCCCGUGCGAAAAGAAGAUCUUGUGGAGGAGGAAGGGUUGCAAGCCACACUAGCCAAGCUUUCAGAGCUUUCAGAAGUUAACAUCGAAAUACGCCAGCGAAUUAUUAAACUGAGUGAAAAAUGGUGCGAGCUGAAUCCUCCAGCACCACGUGAGUCUCUACAACCUCAAGUAAGGCAACACAUAUCAUCUCCUGUUAGUGCGGCGCAGGAUUUGCCAGUCAUUACUGCGUUCACCUCUCCAACGCGGCCAGUACGGCCAAAAGGCGAAUGGAAGCGAAAGCGUGAUGCCUGGUCCGAUGCUGUUGUCGAGUACGUGAAAGCCAAGCUGUACCCACUUUACAAACAGAACAAUGGCGUUGGAAACUUGACACGAGAACGAUUUAAGUCGAUCGUAAAAGUGGUAGCAGACCUAUUUUCGCAAGAAGCAUCGUCCAUGCAGUCUGCGGUACUACUUCCUUCCGGCAAGCUUUCCAAUCUUGCGAAAUCACGUGUCAAGAAACUCAUCGACAGAGUGUAUAAGGAAUCAUUCUGCAAAGCUUCUGCUCCACACUCGGCUGCUCCUUUGCUAGGGCGCGCAGCAAUUCCUGCAUUAACGUACUCAGCAGUGCCCGCCAUAAAGCACCAACGUAGAAUUUAA
Molecule: messenger RNA, 1947 nt
Organism: Peronospora farinosa
Lineage: Eukaryota; Oomycota; Peronosporomycetes; Peronosporales; Peronosporaceae
Source: the annotation of a GenBank genome assembly